UUCACCCCCGCGGAUUGCCUUGAGAUGCUGAGGGCUCAGAAUCGGGAUCUGGGACUAGUCGUGGAUCUUACAUUCAGUGAUAGAUAUUAUGACGGGAGAGAGUUCUCUAUGAGGGGGGUGGAGGUGAUCAAAAUCAGAGAGUGCGGCCAUGGGGUUAUCCCAAAUAGAAAGAAUGUGGUUGCCUUCAUGAAUCUGGUGAAGGCAUUCACAGCAAGAAAGCCGGACAAGUACAUCGCCGUCCACUGCACUCAUGGCCUGAAUCGCUCAGGCUACUACAUCGUGAGUUUCCUGAUCGAGGUUUUGCACUUCACCCUCGAACAAGCCAUGGCAGCAUUCACGCAGGCAUCACCGCCCGGGUUGUGGGACAAUGAGUAUAUCCUUGCCCUGUACAAGCAGCACAACGCUGGA
Guillardia theta CCMP2712 is the source of this 408-nucleotide messenger RNA. RefSeq lists its product as hypothetical. Gene Ontology annotation, molecular function: protein tyrosine/serine/threonine phosphatase activity; mRNA guanylyltransferase activity. NCBI's taxonomy places the organism in Eukaryota, Cryptophyceae, Pyrenomonadales, Geminigeraceae. The transcript has 4 exons. Gene Ontology annotation, biological process: dephosphorylation; 7-methylguanosine mRNA capping. The annotation marks the transcript as partial. The record is from RefSeq and is a predicted model, not a curated record.